Messenger RNA from Coffea eugenioides, 2890 nucleotides. Its product is annotated as protein PAF1 homolog. Bases 604 to 2721 code for a protein of 705 amino acids. The record is from RefSeq and is a predicted model, not a curated record. Gene Ontology annotation, biological process: transcription elongation by RNA polymerase II. Gene Ontology annotation, cellular component: Cdc73/Paf1 complex. NCBI's taxonomy places the organism in Eukaryota, Viridiplantae, Streptophyta, Magnoliopsida, Gentianales, Rubiaceae. Gene Ontology annotation, molecular function: RNA polymerase II complex binding; chromatin binding. The transcript is spliced from 12 exons.
CGCCAGCGAGUUAAACUUCAAGUAAUACCCCCGCCCUUUUACUCCCAAUACCCAGCGUCCCUCUCCACCGCUCCCUUUUUCUCCGACCGUCUUCUCCGAUCAAACACUUGUUCGUACAGAUGCUCUGUUUCAUAACAUUUUUCGUGUAUUUCUGAUUUAACUUUCGCUGUUCGAUUCCUCCUUCUCCUACAUUCUUUUUUCUUUGAUGAUUCAGUUUUGAUUAGAUUCCCGAAAUAAACAAUCUCCUUCUAAUAAUAAAAAUUUUUUGGCUCUAGGGUUGGAAUUUAGCUGUCCUUUCAGCUCAAUCUCGAAUUAUAUGCAAUUGAAUUUAACUUCUUCGAUCCUCGGACGGAGAAUUUUCUCCAAAUUUAAUCGCACUUAGCUGUCAACUUUUGUGAAGUUUUGUUCGUUCUGUUUUGUAAUUGCUAGGUUUUUUUUUUCGAUUUAGUAUACAUAUAAAUUCGUGCUAAUACGGGGCUAUGAAUGCAAUGCAUACAACUAAAACUCGGUAAAUUUGUGAGUUACUGCAAAUUUCUGUCAUUUAUGUUACUUAGGGUUUCAGUUCAGUAGUUAACGCAGAGUUGCGCAAGGGGAGUAGUUGUAAUGGCGUCGUAUAGGCCAUUUCCUCCGCCACCUCAGUCAACUUUUGCUCCUCGGCCACCUCCACCGCCGCCGCCGCCGCCGCCGGGGCCCGCGAAUCAGAAUCCUUUGCAACCUCCUGCCUUGCCCCCUCAUCAGCAGCAACAAUCUCAAGGGAAUCAGUAUUCUCAGAAUUGGGGUUAUUCUCAAAUGCCGCCAAAUUCGAAUUAUCCGCAGCCAUACAAUCCUCCUCCGCGGAAUCAAAUUCCGCCGCAGCCAGCACAGCAACAAUAUCAGUAUCCUCCUCCGCCGCCUCUCCAGGAUAAGUCCUUCCCACCUCCUCCUCCUCCGACUUCCUUGCCCCCGCAGCCUGGCCCUGCCCCGCCUGCUCCAGGGUAUUAUCCAUCUGGUCAGUACUCCCAGUACAGUCAGCACCAGCCUUUGCAACCCUUGCAGCCACCACCACCUCCGCCGCCCCCUUCCUCUCCUCCCCCUAAUUCUGUCGCUCCACCUCCUCCUCCGCCACCGUUAUCGCCUCCGCCACCACCUUCGUCACUUCCUCCUGGUCAGAGCAAGGAAAACAGGAAUGCAGAGGAGAGAAGGCCAUCAAGGGAAGGAAGAGAUUCUGGGUGGCGUGAUUUGGGGAACGCUAAGCAGCAGAAGGUUCCUGUUCCUCAAGUUCCAGCUAGAAAGCCCAGUGGGCCUCCAGGGAGGGUUGAGACAGAGGAGGAGAGGAGGUUGAGGAAGAAGAGAGAAUACGAGAAGCAACGGCAGGAAGAAAAACAUAGGCAGCACAUUAAAGAAUCACAGAGUAGAGUGCUGCAGAAGACCCAAAUGAUAUCUUCUGGAACAAAAGCGCAUGGGUCAAUUACUGGCUCACAUAUUGGCGACAGGAGGACUGCUCCUCUGUUAAGUGGUGAGAGGAUUGAGAACCGGUUGAAGAAGCCUACGACAUUUCUUUGCAAGUUAAAAUUCCGGAAUGAAUUACCUGAUCAGACAGCACAACCAAAGCUUACCUCUUUAAGGAGAGAUAAAGAUCGGUUUACAAAAUAUGCCAUCACUUCUCUGGAGAAAAUGCACAAACCUGAACUAUAUGUUGAACCGGAUCUUGGAAUACCACUGGAUUUGCUUGAUCUCAGCGUGUAUAAUCCACCCAAAGGCAGAAGCCUGCAACUAGAUCCCGAGGAUGAGGAAUUAUUACGUGAUGAUGAUCCUGUAACCCCAAUUAAGAAAGAUGGCAUAAAAAGGAAAGAAAGGCCCACCGACCAAGGUGUUUCUUGGCUGGUCAAAACCCAAUAUAUUUCUCCUCUUAGCAUGGAGUCGUCUAAACAGUCUCUCACUGAAAAGCAGGCAAAAGAAUUGCGAGAAGGUCGCAAUCUUUUGGAGAAUCUUAAUAGCAGGGAAAGACAGAUCCAGGAAAUUCAGGCUUCAUUUGAGGCAUGCAAGGCCAGGCCUAUUCAUGCAACUAAUUCUAGAUUACAAGCUGUUGAUAUUCUCCCGCUUUUUCCUGAUUUUGAUCGGUACGAUGACCAGUUUGUUGUAGCAAACUUUGAUAGCGCUCCUACUGCUGACUCAGAAAUUUACAGCAAGUUGGAUAAAUGUAUCCGUGAUUCACAUGAAUCUCAGGCAAUUAUGAAAAGUUUUGUGGCUACCAGCUCUGAUAUGGCAAAACCUGAUAAAUUUUUGGCUUAUAUGGUUCCUUCACCUAAUGAGCUAUCAAAGGAUAUCUAUGACGAAAGUGAAGAUGUUUCAUACUCCUGGAUUCGUGAAUAUCAUUGGGAUGUUCGAGGGGAUGAUGCGGACGACCCCGCAACAUAUCUUGUGACCUUUGGCGAAUCAGAGGCGCACUAUAUGCCUCUACCGACGAAGCUAAUUUUGAGAAAAAAGAGAGCUAGAGAAGGGAAAUCAAGCGAAGAAGUUGAACAUUUUCCUGUACCUUCGAGAUUGACUGUAAGGAAGAGAUCAACCGUAGCCGCAAUAGAAUUGAAGGAAGUUGGGGGUUAUUCAGCAUCAAAAGGGAGUGGUUUCAAUUCGAAGAGAGCAAGAUUGGACAUGGAAGAUGGCCUUGGUCAAUCACAGAAGAGUGUGGAUGAUAUGGAGCCAGAUCAGUCCAGUGGAGGCGAAUAUGAUAUGUCUGAUUGAAUGUGUUUAUACAGAAUUAUCCAACUGAUACUAUACAGAGUCAGAGGGUGCAAGAGUCAAUUAGUGACAGCAGAAAUAUAAUGGGAUAUAGGAUUUUUGCCUUGCUUCUUGUGAAAAUUUUGAUAACUCGAAAAUUUUCCUGUCUUCUAAAUUUUGGAUUUUUUCCCUC